Carcharodon carcharias (great white shark) is the source of this 1314-nucleotide messenger RNA. RefSeq names its product charged multivesicular body protein 5. Bases 80 to 742 code for a protein of 220 amino acids. The record is from RefSeq and is a predicted model, not a curated record. Lineage: Eukaryota; Metazoa; Chordata; Chondrichthyes; Lamniformes; Lamnidae. Gene Ontology annotation, biological process: vesicle budding from membrane; late endosome to vacuole transport via multivesicular body sorting pathway. Gene Ontology annotation, cellular component: multivesicular body. The transcript has 8 exons.
CUGAGGCCCGCCCACUCGCUGUGACGUUGGUGCUGCUGGGUUGGGUGGAUAUUUUUUGUUUUUUUUUGUCGCCGUCGCCAUGAACCGGCUAUUCGGACGGUCCAAAUCCAAGGCCCCGCCGCCCAAUCUGACGGACUGUAUUGGGAAUGUCGAUGGCAGAGCAGAAUCUAUUGAUAAGAAAAUUGCUAGGCUUGAUGUUGAAUUGGCCAAGUACAAAGACCAGAUGAAGAAAAUGAGAGAUGGUGCAUCUAAGAACAUGGUAAAGCAAAAAGCAAUGCGAGUUUUGAAGCAGAAGAGAAUGUAUGAACAGCAGAGGGACAAUCUAAUGCAGCAGUCGUUCAACAUGGAACAAGCCAAUUAUACUAUACAGACGCUGAAAGACACAAAGACUACAGUAGAUGCAAUGAAAACUGGAGUCAAGGAAAUGAAGAAAGCGUACAAACAAGUCAAGAUUGAUCAAAUUGAGAACAUACAAGAUCAACUGGAAGACAUGAUGGAAGAAGCAAAUGAUGUGCAGGAAGCCCUGAGUCGCAGUUAUGGAACGCCAGAGAUUGAUGAGGAUGAUCUGGAAGCUGAACUGGAUGCAUUGGGUGAUGAGCUUCUAGCUGAUGAGGACUCAUCCUAUCUAGAUGACGCUGCAUCUGCACCGUCUAUUCCUGAAGGUGUUCCCAGUGACGCAAAAACCAACAAGGAUGGUGUACUGGUGGACGAAUUUGGUUUGCCUCAGAUCCCUGCUACUUAACACAUGCUUUCAAGCAAAUUUGUAAUUAAACAAUUUUUUUUGUAUGUAUAUUAUUUGCUAAGAAUAUAUUCCAAAAUCAAAACCUGGACUAAUCAUAAUGUUGGUCACUACAUUAUGGAAUUGUGCUUGAAAGAAUUGUACAUGUAGACAUCUUGAGGAUUACUGCAGGUGGGCUUUUAAGUUUCUAUUUAAUUCCUUUGAAUAAUGUGCAAGAGAUAUCUUGUAGAAUCUUGACUUAUGAUAUGCCCCUUACAGCCUGUGAACUUGCGAUGAUUACUUGUACUCAUCUAAUAUUUUAAUUUGCAAUGGAUUCCAAGCAUGAUAAUACAGAAAACUAGUUUGUGGAAAACAUUGUACGGGAUUUGGUUGACCUGAUGUACUUUAAUAAACUUGCUGCAUGGACAGGCUAUUUAACCUCUGUAAAUCUUCUUUCUUACUAUUGCAAUAAAUUUUCACAUAAUUGCAGUCUUCUAAUUAAAAUCCAUUUCUAUGUAAUAUGUAACUGAAGAAUUGACUCCUAACUGUUCUGCUGAAUUGAAGAAAACUUGAUACAUAAAAUAUUGAAAAUUGAA